Molecule: messenger RNA, 2252 nt
Organism: Drosophila elegans
Lineage: Eukaryota; Metazoa; Arthropoda; Insecta; Diptera; Drosophilidae
Gene: mIF2
Product: translation initiation factor IF-2, mitochondrial
Exons: 5
Coding region: 79-2169 (696 amino acids)
Biological process (GO): translational initiation
Molecular function (GO): GTPase activity; translation initiation factor activity; GTP binding
Source: RefSeq, a predicted model, not a curated record
CCCUGGUAGAAGUCAGCAGCAGUAGUUACGCGACUCUUAAAUUAAAAUCAAUUACAAAUUGGAUAAAUAGUGUCGAAAAUGUUGCGAAUCAUUAAUUUAAGUCGACUGACCAAUUGCCUCCACUCCAGCCGAGCAGUCACACAUUGGAAUCAGCCUGCAGAAGCUCAACGAGGAUUCCAUGUCAACGCCGCGCGAUUGAAACGCCGGAAAACAGCAGAAGAGAAGAAAUCCCCCAGAAUUAUAGAGUACUCGCCGAAAAAGGCGCAAACAGCGGGUGGAGGUGCCUCCGAUGUCUGGCGACACAUGACCGUGGCCCAAUUGGCCAAGGAACUGGAAAGGCCACUGAACGACAUCCAGGAGGCCAUGUUGUAUGUCAAGGGUGCCGACAACAUUGAACCCGCUUUUAAGCUGGCUGACUUGAAAAUCAUCCAAGAAAUAGCCAAGAAACUGGGUGCCAAAACACGAGUGGUGGCCACCCCAGAAGUUCCCAGCGAAGAUGAUCAAAAGGAUCGCGAUGUGGCACCCCGACCACCCGCUCCUCCAGAGCUUCUGCAACCACGCCCGCCCGUGGUCACUGUAAUGGGUCAUGUGGAUCAUGGCAAGACCACGCUGCUGGAUUCCCUGAGGGGAGCUGAUGUGGCCGCCGGUGAAGCUGGUGGGAUUACCCAGCACAUAGGUGCCUUCACUGUCACAUUGGAGAACGGAGAAAGGGUUACCUUCCUGGACACACCCGGCCAUGCUGCCUUCAGUGCAAUGAGGGCACGCGGAGCUGUGGCCACGGACAUCAUUGUGCUGGUGGUGGCCGCCGAAGAUGGCGUUAUGGCGCAAACCCGCGAGGUCAUCCAGCUGGCCAAGGAAACGCAAGUGCCCAUCAUUGUAGCCCUCAAUAAGAUCGAUAAGCCCGAGGCUAAUAUUGAAAAAAGCAAACGAGAGCUGGCCCAAAUGGGACUUGCUCUCGAGGAGCACGGUGGCGAUGUCCAGGUGAUACCCAUCUCUGCCCUCAAGGGCACUAACCUGCAACUCCUGGCCGAGGCUGUCAGCACACAAGCCACUCUUAUGGGCCUCAAAUCAGAUCCCACUGGCCUGGUGGAGGGCAUAGUGGUGGAGUCCAAGACAGAUCCACGUCGCGGCAAGCUCUCCACGGCCAUCGUUUCGCGGGGCACUCUGCGUAAGGGUUCCGUGUUGCUAAGCGGACUGGCUCAUGCCAAAGUGCGUGGUCUCUUUGAUCACAAUGGUCAGCCCUUAAGUGAAGCUCCGCCGGGCACACCAGUGGAGAUUCUGGGCUGGCGGGAAUUGCCACUUGCUGGGGAUCUCAUUCUCGAGGUGGAAACAGAGAAAAAAGCCCAUGCCGUGCUGAAAUACCGCGAACACGAGGCACAGAAGGAGAAGAUCGAGUCCAGCAGCGACGAGAUCCGCAAGAAGGAGGAGGAGCAUCAGGCCAAGUACCGGGCGGAGCGUGAGGCCCGUCGACUGGCCGGUCGCUUUCGCAUGCGAGGUGGCCAGCGGAUCAAGCAGGUGGACGACAACGAGGGCAAGCCAAGGGUCAGUGUGAUCAUCAAGGGCGAUGUACAUGGCUCUGUGGAGGCCAUACUGGAUGUGCUGGAGACGUACAACAGCAACGAGAGCUGCCGCCUGGACAUUGUGCACUAUGGCGUGGGAAAUGUAACCGAAGGGGAUCUGGAGUUGGCCAAGGCCUUCGACGCCAUUAUCUAUGCCUUUGCCGUGGAGACACCUCAGCUGAAGGCCGCCAAAGAAGUGAAUAUACGGAGCUAUAACAUCAUCUAUCGGCUGAUUGACGACCUCAAGGAGCAGCUGAGCAGCAAAUUGCCCCCAGUGGAGGUGGAGGAGGUGCUGGGCGAGGCCAAUGUGCUGCAGAAUUUCCUCAUCAACGAGGGCCGCAAGGAGGUGCCCGUGGCCGGUUGUCGUUGUACCAAGGGAGUGCUCAAGAAGGCCCAGAAGUUCCGCCUGCUGCGGGAUGGCGAAGUAAUCUACAAUGGGGCCCUGGAGUCGAUGAGGCACCUGAAAAACGAGGUGGACACCAUUAAGAAGGAUGUGGAGUGCGGAUUACGCUUCAAAGACACUAAGGUGCUGCCACAAGCCGGCGACAUACUGCAGUGCUACACCACGAACAUGGAGGCCCAGCAAACGGACUGGGAUCCAGGUUUCUAGUUUCUCUACGAGCCACUAAAUACGCCCUGUUAUCGCCCAUUGUAAUCUUUAGUUUUCUAUUAUAUACUGUUUAUAUAAAACAA